AAUAAUUGCAUCAAAAUGAUGUUCAAUGGGCUGUUUGUGUGCGGAGAUUCCGACACGAGCGAUUUUGCCAAAGAGAGUAUCGGUGCGUCUAGCGGCACUGGCAGCGGUGUCAGUGAUGGCACUGGCGCCAGCGAGCAUUGCGCCACCGAUUGCCUGCAGAGCAAGCUGCUUUCCACAAUGCGGAUUUUGGAGAAUAAGGAGGAGACGAUCCGCGUGCAGGCGCAGAGUCUGGCGGUAGCGCAGCAGAGGAUCGCCGCGCUCACCGAGCGCGCUGAAUACUACCGCCGCCAGCUAGACCAGAGCCAGCAGUCGCCGCGAUGUCCAGACCCUCGGCCGGUGCACACGGCGGACAUGUGUAUAAACACGGACAUGCACCAGGAGGAGAUGUGUCAAAAGAAGAUCGUGUCCACUCUGCGGGACAAUCUGUCCGUUAUUGAGGAACUGUACAGGGAAUGCUUUUAUGAGACAGCAAAGCAAGAAGAGUUAAUAGAUUUACUUCGUAAGUCAUGCGCAGAUGUCAAGUCUAUGGAGAGACACAAAAGUGAGCAGAUUGGUCACUUGCAGCAUGUCGUUCACAGUCAGAAAUGGUCUCUCGAUAAAUGUCAGGAUAUCGCAACGGAAGUGGAGACUUUGAAAGCGGAAAUAUCAAAUUUCCUCAACAACUCCAACCACGACUCGGGCAUGUGGGAGGCGCAGGGGGUGCAGGGGGUUCAGGGGGUGCGCGGCGAGGAGCUGGCGGCGGACGUGCAGCAAGUGGCCGCACAGCUGCUGCGCCUGCGGGACCUGCUCGCUCAGAGUGACUGCAUUUGCGGAUUGAAGGAAGAAAACAUUAAACUACGUCAGAGAAACGAAGAGUUGGAGGUAACAGACAAAGAGUUGCGGAGACGAGUUCAGGAGCUGGAGAAAGCUCUGCAGGAUAAAAACAAGGAGAACGAAAAAUUCGAGCAGCAACUCGACGUGAAGGAGCGAGAGGGUCGGCACAUGGCGCAGCAGGUGACGGUGCUGCGGCAGAAGUACAUGGAUCAGGUGACCACGUGCGAGUCCCACACCGCACAGUUGCAGCACUGUCAAGCGUCGCUGACGAGCAAGUGCGGCGAGUUGGAGCAGCUGCAGCGCGAGGUCGCCGAGCUGCGGGAACGGCUCAGCACGGCGCAGCUCGCCGCACAGCAAGAGGGGGAGGUGCGCGAGGAGGUGCGCGUCCUGUCGCGUGCGGUGUGCGCCUGGCGCUCGCAGCUGGCGACCUGCCAACAGCGCAUGCGCCGUCUGGAGGUCGAGCUGCAGCAGGCGCGCGAACACUGCGACCAUCUCGCCGAACAUUACCGGGAGAAGGAGGGCAGCGUGGUGCGGCUGCAGCAGGAGCUGGAGGAGGCUCACGGGCGCGGCGCGGCGCUGUGCGGGGAGACGCGCGCGCUGGUGGCCGGCCUGCGCUGCUGGCUGCGCAGACACCGGGAACGCAUACGUGAACAAGAGGAUAAAAUAAGCGAGCAGGACGAGCUGAUCCGCGCGCUGCAGCUGUCGUCGCGGGGCGCGGCGGCGGGCCCCGGCGAGGAGCGGCCCUGCUGCUCCCGCGCCCGCCGCCCCGCCGCGGAGGAAGCGGGACGGGACGAUGGCGCCGCGGCGCGCGGGAGCGAGAGGUCCGCCUGCAACGAGUGCGAUGUGCUCCAGCAGACGAGCAGCGCGAGAGCCGCCGAAGUCCAACACUAUUCAGAGUAUUGCCGCGCGGAGGGACAGAGAGGCCCGAGGCGAGACCCCACGAGUGGAAGCGAGACGACGAACCGCUCGUUCCCGCCUAAACCACCCAGAAGAGUCUUGAAGAAAAAGAGACCACCGUCCAACGCAGACUGCAACUGGUUGCGGUGCGAGGUGGCGGUGCAGCGGCCGGUGCGGUGUGACGCCACCACUGACGGCAGCAGUGCGCAGUGCGCCUCCCCCGCGUCCCCCGCAUCCCCCGCCCGCCGACUGCGCAGCGCCUCCUGCGGCCGCGACACAUCCUCCCUCUGCCACUGCUGGCCCACCUCCGAACGGAACCGCGAGGUGUCCGCCGCGGAGGAGCUGCUGGAGCGCGUGGAGGGCGCCCGGCACGCGCUGCACGACGCGCACGCGCGCUGGCGCUCGCACACCGACACCAGCGCGCGCGCGCACCGACACCGACACUGA
Papilio machaon (common yellow swallowtail) is the source of this 2157-nucleotide messenger RNA. Its product is annotated as golgin subfamily A member 6-like protein 1. The coding region runs from base 16 to 2157 and encodes 713 amino acids. Lineage: Eukaryota; Metazoa; Arthropoda; Insecta; Lepidoptera; Papilionidae. The record is from RefSeq and is a predicted model, not a curated record. The transcript is spliced from 17 exons.